Messenger RNA from Mesorhabditis spiculigera, 342 nucleotides. NCBI's taxonomy places the organism in Eukaryota, Metazoa, Nematoda, Chromadorea, Rhabditida, Rhabditidae. The record is from the annotation of a GenBank genome assembly.
AUGGCGUCCGUCGACUUGUCUCUGGAGACUGCUGAAGCUGUGAAGAAAGCGUUCAAGAGGAAAUGCGAAGAAAAGAGGAUUGAGAAGCAAGCAACCGCGAACUGCACUGUAUGCGAAAAAACUGGACACGGUGCAGCCAACUGCGGAGACUACGAGAUCGACAUCAAGGAGAAGUUGGCCCGUCUAAAGAACAAGCAGCAGUGUGCCAGAUGCGGAGGCGGAUGCCCCAGACGCGGAAAAAGCAUCAUUGUCGGAAUGGCCGACACGGUGGCCGAUCAUCAUGAAACCGUCGUGGCGACCCUGGAUGUUCUGAGCAAGAAGCCCAGCUUCGGGCAGGCCCAG